GAAAAUGGCUCCCUCCUUCCUAUGGGCUAGAGUGAGAAAGGGAGAGAAAAAAGGUGAGAUUAUAGAGCUUCUUGAUAAAGAAUUAUGUUCAUGCAUCAUGUAUUAUAUAUAUGAUGCAAAAAUCACAGCUACACCCUUCCUGUAUUUGCACUGAACCUGCCAUGUAUGUUACUGUUUAACAUCUCACAUGCAAUAAGUCAGACUCAAGAGCUUUUAGUUAAGCACCUGACUUUGCUCUGGCCUCUGCUCUCUGACUGAUGGGGAAUUCCUCCACCCUGAAUCUGAGCUGCCUGUGACCUCAGCUUUGUGCACUUCAAACAGGAAUUCCACACAUGUUUGCCUGAAGAAGUAAUGUUUUAGCUGGGUGUGGAUUGGCUGGUGGGUUUCCCGAAUCCGUCAACCCAAAGCAUCACUAAAUCCUCACAUCUGAUACUCUCAUAGUGAUUUCUGCACUGAGCUUGCACGGUCUAUUCACCACCCACUCACAGAGAAAAUGGGGUUCCAGAUGGCCCGUCUACCAUGAUCUUGAUUUAUGUUGAUUCAUGGUGAGAUUAUUAUCACCUAUUCAGAUAAUCUGGAUGCUAAAUUUAAGGGACUGGAUCAGCAAGGUCAAUUCUUUUUUUUUUUUUUUUUUUUAUACACAGAAAACAUUUCCUGGUAUUUACAUCUAAAUGUGUUAAACAUGCAUUUUUAAAGUAAUCAAAAAUACUGGAACAUGCGACUGACGGGUGUUUCUUGUUGCCCAGGUGUGCCCUGUUUAGAUUGAUUGUUUAAACAGUUAAUAGCUAUGAAUGUCUACUCUUGAUUUGAGACCCGGGGUUUCACCUGUGAAGACUGCAUUUGUUGUUAAAAAGGAUAAACCAACAUGAAGACAAGAGAGCUGUCAAUGGGAGAAGAGCAAGCCAUUUUGAAGUUCAAAAAAGAGGGAAAAUCUAUCAGAGCCAUUGCACAGGCAUUGGACAUAACAAUAUGGCCAUUUGGAAUGUUCUGAAAAAGAAAGAAACCACUGGUGUACUAACACUAACAACCAGACAUCAAACAGGCCAGCCAAGGAAAACAACGGCAGUUGAUGACAGAAACAUUGUGAGAGCCGUGAAGAAAAACCCCAAAUCGACAGUCAGUGACAGCACCGACAUCACCAACAUCCUCCACAGGGCAGGGUUGAAGGUAUCACAAUCCACCGUUUGAAGAAGACUUCAAGAGCAGAAAUAUACUGAAGAUGCUAUACCACAAGAUGCAAACCAUCAGCAGCAAGAAUCGGAAAGCCAGAUUGGAAUUCACAAAGAAAUACAGAGAUGAGCCACAAAAGAUCUGGAACCAAAAUUAACUUCUACCAACAUGAUGUAAAGGCUGAAAUGUGAAGAUAGAACGGAUCUGCUCAUGAUCCAAAACAUACAAGCUCAUCAGACAAGCACGGUAGAGGUUCUGUCGUGGCUUGGGCUUGCAUGGCUGCUUCUGGAACAGACUCCCUAAUCUUUAUUGAUGAUGUAACUCAUGAUGGUAGCAGCAGAAUGAAUUCAGAAGUCUGUAGAAACAUGCUGACUGACAAUUUACAGAGAAAUGUAUCCAAUCUAAUUGGGAGGAACUUACUCAUACAGCAAGACAAUGACCCCAAACACAAUGCCAACACAACAAAGGAAUUAUUCAGAGGAAAAAGUCAAAGGUUUUAGACUGGCCAAAUCAAUCAUCAGACCUUAACGUAAAUUGAGCAGCAUUUCACCUCCUGAAGGCGAGACUGAAGGGAGAAACCCCCCAAAACAAGCAACUGAAAGAAGCUGCAGUACAAGUCUGGAAAAGCAUAAUAAACACGUAAGAAUAGCACAAAAGAAGAAUGCAACAGUUUGGUGAUGUCAGUGGGUUGCUGGCUUGAUGUAGUUAUGACAAGCAAGGGAUAUGCAAUCAAAUAUUAAGUGUCAUUUACUUUAAAACGAUCUGUUCCAAUAGUUUUACUCACCCAGAAGUAAAUAUCAGGAAAUUAAAGCUAAAAUUCUGAUCUAUCGUUUCAUAUUCAUCUUUUAAUCUCAAACCCAAAUGUCUUCAGUGUAUAGCAAAAACAAAAUAAUUGGCCUUACUGUUUCAAUGCUUUCAGAGGGCACUGUAUAUUAUAGCUAAUAAGAGCAUGGUCUAACUGGCAGGAUACGCGUUUAUUUUGAAAAGAGGACGGUGAAGUGCUCAUAAACAAUUAGGCCCUGGGUCUUGGGGAGACACAGGAUGUUGUGACUAAAAGUUUGCUGUAGGCUUUUACAGGAUUCAGCAAAAUGGUAGGCAGUGAAGUGGAAUAAGGGGCAGAUAUAAGAUAUAAAAUGAAAAAAUUAUGAGCUGAUGAGAAGAGGAGCAGCCUUCCACCUCAAAAAUAUCGACUAAACUAAAUGGAAACAGUUUUUCUUACAGACGUAAUAAUACCACGCCCCACCAACUCUGUCUCCUGACUCUCUGACAGUCUAUCAAGGAAAUACGCUGGGAGGUAUGAAAAAAGAAGUGUCAGAGUGACAAUGCAUUUGCACACUGAUUAAGAUGAUAGAGCAAGCCAUUACUUCCUCCCUCUCAAACUCAGUAUCCCUGCUGCUUCAAGCACAGCCAGAGUUCAGGACUAAGAGCUGAGGACCAGUCCAAGUAAUCCACCAAAGCAACAUGAUCAGUCCUGCUUAUGCAAUUGGAUAUGAGUGUUUGCACACUCAGCCACACAGUGCUGUGUACUGAACUCCAUAGAAACCCCAUUUUGAGCCUACUCCCCUCAUUUUUGUUGAAAUAAUCAAGCCCCCCAUUCUCAUUACCAUGGGAACACAGUCUGAGAAGUAAGUAGAUCAAGAGUCAGACAUAAAUAAGAAGCAAAAGCCAGGCUUUGGGAAAGAGGAAAAGGACAAGUGGGAAAGAGACCAAACAAACACCCAAAACAUGGAAAAUCCCCAGUUCUGGUGCCAAGAAUCCAGCACAGUGAAAAUACAAGUCAACUGGGCCCUAAAACUGUUUGGGAAGAGGGGGUAGCUGAUAGAAUAAUUAGCACUGGUAACAGACAUAUUACGUAUAUGGUCUCUGAACAGCUGUCAUCAAUUCUCUGAUCCUCCUCAGAAGUAACUUUUGACCUUAUGGAGACUCAGUAUUUGAUUAGUCAUCUGAUCUUACUUUGAACUCUCUUUGACCAGUUUAAGUUCUUUGUUUGUUCAUUCACAUCCUUCUUGUGCAGUCUGGUUUUAGAAUCAUGGUUGUAUUCUUUUAUAAUCUCUUGUGAUCAUACUAGCAUUGAGAUAUCUCAAAAAAUCCUCUCAGUGAUUACAAAUGUAUGCGAUUUUUGACAGUAUUGGUAGGUUUAAUUUUGUGACCUAUUUAGAAUCAUAUUGUGUACUCUAUAUUCAAUAAUCUCUGCUGUGUGGAAGUCACACUCCCUGUCCUAUUUGAUGCCAAAGACCAACCCUUCUGCUAUCUUUAGGAAGGCUCUAUUUUGAGUAACAGCAAAGCAGGGCAGAGUGACUGACGCUACAGUGCUACUCAAACACUUACGUUUGUGUCAACUCUGGACUAAAACGCUAAUGUGGUUGUACUCACUUUAAAGCCUGUGGAGUGGAUGAAAUACUACUUAAAGAGAGGCAAGUUGGAGGAGUUAUGGAGCCUCCCAGCAGCUCAGGGCUGGACACUGUUAUUGUGCACCAGUCUGAAGAUUGUGACCUGGCAGAGGGACAGGGGCUGACACAUGUUCUCAGAGUGCAAGUGGACGGAUGUGUUUUCAUUGUGGACAGGGCAUUGCUAGCCCUGAAUUCAGAGUACUUUCGUGCUCUUUUUCGUUCUGGGAUGAGGGAAAGCAAUCAAAAUGAACUCUAUCUGCAGGGAGGCCUGAAGGCAAAAGGUUUCCUUUUAGCUCUGGCUGUUGCAAGGGGUGAGCAGCCAAGCAUCAGGGACCCUGAUGAGAUUGUAGAGGCUGUGGAGUGUGCUGCCUUCCUUCAAGUAGACACCUUGAUGCAGUAUCUUAUAGACAUCAUAGAUACAGACAACUGCUUCCUCCUGUACCAUACAGCAGCCAUGUUUGGCCUGUUGAGACUGUUUCACAGUGCAGCAGUAUUUAUCCGUGAUUCCUAUCGGGAUCUGACUGAAGCAGCACUGGUUCUGCCAGAGGAGAUGAUUAACUAUGUGGAGUCUCUCACACCUGCUUCUUUCAUUGCUAUGGGAACACAUUCACCCUCGAUGAAAAUCCUGCAGGAUUCCUCCAGGACCGUGUGGUACCUGAAAGAGGAGCAAGGAGUGUGGAAUUACCUGACUGACCUUCCCACAGAGGCCAGCACCUCCAUGGCAGGGAUAGCUGUGGUGGAGAACCGUCUGUAUGUGGUGGGAGGUGUGACAGGGGUGAGCAUGGAAACGGUGGACUUCAGUUACUGCUACGACACAGAGAGCAACUCCUGGAGUAUGUUUGAUGGACCUCAGCAGCCUAGAUACAACUUCACACUUGUGAGUCAUGAAGGCCACUUGUAUGCCUUUGGUGGCGAAUACGAUAAGAGAAUAAUGUCUUCUGCAGAGCUGUGUGAUGUUUCCACACGUAAGUGGACUUUUGUGAAAAAUGCCCCAUGUCCUGUGGCAGGAGCAGCAAGCACUGUGGCCCGAAGGAGGAUCUUUGUGUGUUUCUGGAAGCCACCUAAUACAACAGAUAUCUAUGAAUAUAUACCACUCAAGGAUGAGUGGACCCUGACUACAACUAUGAUACAUUAUCAGAGUUAUGGCCACUGCAUGGUGGCGCAUGGUGACAAACUCUAUGUGAUGAGGAAUGGUCUUUGUGAUGACUUCUUACGCUGCCUAAUGGACUGCUACAACAUUACCACAGGCCAGUGGACCGCCAUGCCAGGGCAUUAUAUCAACAGUCGUGGAGCCCUGUUUACAGCUAUGGUGAGAGGGGACUCAGUGUUCACAGUGAACCGCAAUCUGACACUGGAGUACCUGAUUUGUGGUGAUCACUGGAAACCACACAGACAGAUGAAAGGUUUUCCAAAGAAUGGAUCACUCUGGACAUGCAUGCUCAGACUUCCCAGGACCGAAAAUAAAGAGGAAGUAAAUACUACAAAUGAGCCACUGGAGACUGCUACUGUUGAUCAAAACAAGGGCGACAAUGUGUAGGUUAAUUUACCACAAUGUAAGAUUUUCAUAUUUGUAAGCAAAAUAUUGUAUUUUAAUAAUUGUAUUAUACAUUGGGAAUACUGUGGUUAGAGAGUGCCACCACUUAUUCAGAUAUCCAGCUACUUUGGAUAUA
Messenger RNA from Ictalurus furcatus (blue catfish), 5230 nucleotides. RefSeq names its product kelch repeat and BTB domain-containing protein 13. The transcript has a single exon. The record is from RefSeq and is a predicted model, not a curated record. Gene Ontology annotation, molecular function: protein binding. The coding region runs from base 3601 to 5097 and encodes 498 amino acids. Lineage: Eukaryota; Metazoa; Chordata; Actinopteri; Siluriformes; Ictaluridae.